Messenger RNA from Ascochyta rabiei, 3864 nucleotides. RefSeq lists its product as uncharacterized. The record is from RefSeq and is a predicted model, not a curated record. NCBI's taxonomy places the organism in Eukaryota, Fungi, Ascomycota, Dothideomycetes, Pleosporales, Didymellaceae. The transcript has 5 exons. Gene Ontology annotation, biological process: protein autophosphorylation; phosphorelay signal transduction system. The coding region runs from base 1 to 3864 and encodes 1287 amino acids. Gene Ontology annotation, molecular function: phosphorelay sensor kinase activity; histidine phosphotransfer kinase activity; protein binding.
AUGAGUCGACCGGCGUCGCGCAUCAAGCCCGUCUCGGAGAAGAAGAGAGAACGGGAAGUGCUUCAGUAUGUUUCUGCCUACCGCGACCUACCGCAGCUCGACGAGCUGGGCCCUGAGCCAGAAUCGUGCUCCCUGCCUCCUAGUUACCAUGCGCAGCCCUCUUCAGACUCGGCCCUCACUGCGCUGGUCCAGCUUGCAGCCCUGCGCAUGGGCGCGCAGCGUGCCUUGGUCUCGCUGAUAGACGACACGCAUCAGCAUGUCCUGGCCGAGGCGACGCCUCGCUCCUCACUGCGCGCAGUCGCCGAGGGCAAAGCAGAUGCACCCAACCCUCUGUGGCUCGGGAGCGUCAGCAUCCCACGAAGUUGGGGUGUAUGUGAGCAGGUCCUGGAAUUCAUCCCUGCAACACUCGCCGCCGCAGAGGCAACGUCGGUCGUCGUCAACAAAGAUCUCCACGACAGCGAAAGACACGCAAGUCGCACCUACGUCCGCCAUGGCCCACGUCUACGUUUCUAUGCUGGAGCAGCACUCGUGAAUCCAAGAGGCGCCGUCAUUGGCGCCCUUUGCGUCUUGGACGAUGAACCGCGACCUUCGGGCGUCGCUGACCAAGACGUGAGAUACCUCGAGGACCUUUCGGCCGCUGUUGUUGAGUACUUGGGCACGUAUACCGUGAGAGACCGAUUCAAGCGCGGUGAGAAGCUCACUCGAGGCCUCAUUUCCUUUGCAGAAGGCGCAUCUGCUCUACUGCCACUCGCCAGCAUCGACCAGCUCGAUCCAGACGAUCCAGAAGAUUCACACUCGUCCUCUGCGGCAACAUCAACAACAUCAACGACAGGGUCCGAUGCUGACUCACACACUGCGCACGAUACUUCGGCGGAAAAGCAUCCUCCAUCACAGGCCCACGAAUCGAAUCGCUCUUUAACACAACCAUCACAGGCCGACUCCCAGGAAUCUGGCCAGGGCUCUUCGCGGCCAAACCUACAGCGCUUCUCCACUGGCUCGGAUACUGUACGAGCCGGUUCUACUCGCAACACAUCGUUACGAGCGCUGCAGGAUACUAUUCUGCCUACGAACGCAAAAUCAAUGUUCGCACGAGCGGCGAAUGUCAUGCUGGCAUCCAGUAGCCUAGACGGAGUCCUGAUUCUUGAUGCAUCUAUCGCAGCAACUGGGCAUCGCCAGCAUCCGGCAGCCCCGGAGCGCGAACGUACAAAUGGGAGCCUUUCAGAUGCUACCGAAUCCGCCGGAGCUCAUUCAAAGUCGGAGUCAAGCGAGGAAAGCAGCAACAACAGCAGCAACAACAUGAGCGCAGGUUCGUCUUCAUCGAAAAAGUGUCAAGUUCUUGGAGCUGCGCCAUCUAGACCGGUUAUAAACCCAGAUGGCACACCGGGAGUUGGGUCUCUUACCGAGAAUAGCCUCGCCCGAUUGUUGCGCGAAUACCCUCAUGGAAAGGUGUUCAACUACACAACCAUGGGUGUUUCCAUGUCUUCGACAGAUGACUCGUCUUCGAACAGGAGCUCACGCGAAGAACUGUUGCCCAGUAGAGAUGACACACGUCCCACAGCGAGCCGCAGACACGAUCGUGCAUCUAGAAGUUCGAAAGCUAUAUCUGAAUUACUUGUAGGCGCACGAAGCGUGGCCUUUGUGCCUUUCUGGGACUAUGAAAGAUCGCGUUGGUUCGCUGGAUGUCUCUGUUGGACUAACAACGCAGAUCGGCUGCUCUCAGUGUCCGUGGACCUGGCCUACUUCACCAUUUUCAGCCACUCAAUCAUGCGAGAAUUGUCACGACUGGACGCCGUUGCACUGAAUCAACAGAAAACUACUUUUGUGGCUUCUAUCUCGCACGAACUUCGCUCGCCUUUGCACGGCAUACUGGGGACGUUGGAGUUCAUCAAGGACACUCCACUGGACACUUUUCAGACCAGCAUGUUGAAUUCACUGAAUUCAUGUGGCCAAACUCUUCUCGAUACGAUCAAUCACGUCAUGGAUCACUCCAAGAUGAGUGAGACAACGAAGAAUGUUUCCACAAGACGACUCAAGAAUACAAAAACCGUGCGACUGUCAUCCAAACCUCUCAAAACACGACGUCUGCGAGAUCCAGCAUUUGAUCUGGGCAUAGCCACCGAAGAAGUUGUGGAAGCUGUCUUUGCUGGAUCCUCGUACCUCCCAAUCAUGAGUUCAAAGAACGCACCUUUAUCUCCAACAGAAUCAGCAUCUGCUCCCAGUCAUACCGAGCAAGCCGACGUCACAGCGAAACGCAAGACUUGCUACAUCGUACUGGAUAUUGCACCUGAACAGGACUGGGUGUAUUGCUUCCCUGUAGGCUCUUGGAAGAGAGCAGUUAUGAACCUUUUCGGCAAUGCCAUCAAAUACACAGCCACCGGGCAUGUGACCAUUUCGCUCCGUGCUACAGAUGUUGCCAGAAGUACUGGCUCUGCGACAACAAUUACGUUUACUGUCACGGACACAGGAACUGGCAUGAGCCCUGCUUUCCUCGCAAAUAAGGCAUUCCAGCCAUUUUCACAGGAAAACCCACACAGUUCGGGAAUUGGUCUAGGACUUAGCAUUGUCCGGCAGAUUAUCGAGACCCACGGUGGCAAAAUCGAAAUCACUAGCGAUCAUUCCUCGGGCACCCACAUUACUGUUAAACUCUCUUUGGUUAAACCGGAGGCGGCAAAGGCUGCUCUGCCUCAACGAGACGAAUACAUCUCGUGGUUGCCGCGCUUGAAAGGCCGCAAGGUCUGUAUAUUGUGCCGGCCCGAAACCAAUCAGGACAUUGUAGAUGAGCCACAAAACGCCGAGGGUCUUUCUAAACUCACUCAUGCUUUGACCACAACACUGGCCGAUCACUUGAAGAUGGAUGUUGCGCAAACAACAAAGUGGGAAGGUAACGAUGCUGAUAUCGUCAUUUGCCCAGAGCCAUCAUUCGAUUAUCUCGCCUCUGUCAGGCAUCAAAGGGUCAACGUCAAAGCCUCAAAAGCAGCAGUAACUAUUUUUGUUGCGCUGGACGCACUUGAAGCGUCGACCCUUCGUUCAGAUGUUCGUGUUAAGAACAAGGAAUCGGUAGUGGAAAUCAUGACCCAGCCACUCGGACCCUACAAGCUAGCUUAUGUGCUGAAUAAAUGUCUCGACCGAUUCGAACAUCCGGACGAGAACGUACAACCAGCUUCCAAUCCCUCUCCUGUUUCCACGCCUAAUUAUCCACAGCCAACACACACCGAACAGCAGACAACCAUCUCCCCCCGUCUGGUAGAGAUGCCACCACUCCUGGGACAGCCUCACUGGGCCGAGACAGACUUCUCACAGUCCUCAUCAGUACCAGCGGAUUCCUCAAAUAGUCCAACACCAACUAUCCGAACACCGCUUAUCGAACAACGUACGCUUCCAAUCCGCCCAAAACUUACUAUACCAAGCAGGUCAAGCAGCAACUCAUCUAGAGUCCUUAUCACAGACGAUAAUGCAAUCAAUCGAAGGCUUCUUAUAGCUUUUACGAAGAAGUACAAUCUUGAAUACACAGAAGCUGAAAACGGCCUCGAAGCACUGCGCGCAUAUCAGUCAGCCCAGGUGCAGUUCGACGUCAUUCUGAUGGAUAUGUCAAUGCCGGUCAUGGACGGCAUGUCAGCCACACGAGCCAUACGACAAUACGAACAAGAGUACAAUGUUCCGCGCUGUUGCAUCAUCGCGCUUACAGGCUUGGCGUCUGCGAGCGCGAAGCUAGAGGCUUGGAACUCUGGCAUUGAUCACUUCAUGACGAAGCCCGUCAAUUUCAAAGCUCUUGAGAGGUUUCUCAAGAAAGAGGAAGCGAGGCGCGAGGAAGCUGCGAACACGCGUUCAACUUCUGCCCCGGCCGCGAUUCCAUACGAGGAUUAG